AUGGAAGCUUUAGGCGAGGCACACAAAGGUGGUUCAGGUGAGGCACUAGGAGCUCAAGGUCUAGGAGUUGAGAGUUUAGCCAUUUUCUCAGGGUUACCAGAAGGUGAAGCAGUAGAAGGUGAAUCAGCAAAAGUGAGGGUCGUAAUUCGUGUUCAAGAUGAAACAGGGUCUGAUCUUUUGUAUUGCUUGACCGACAUGUUAAAGAUGUUACUCAGCGCGGGUAAAAUUGUUUUAGUUGAUGGUGAGAUUAUUGAUGUUAUUGAUCUUAAUGCAGUCACACCAAUAACUACUUCCGUCAAGCGGCCUAUUGAGAUUGUUACCACCACUAAAUCUUUUGAAUGA
Molecule: messenger RNA, 342 nt
Organism: Lactuca saligna
Lineage: Eukaryota; Viridiplantae; Streptophyta; Magnoliopsida; Asterales; Asteraceae
Source: the annotation of a GenBank genome assembly